Molecule: messenger RNA, 1450 nt
Organism: Nyctereutes procyonoides (raccoon dog)
Lineage: Eukaryota; Metazoa; Chordata; Mammalia; Carnivora; Canidae
Gene: EOLA2
Product: endothelium and lymphocyte associated ASCH domain 2
Exons: 4
Coding region: 355-831 (158 amino acids)
Source: RefSeq, a predicted model, not a curated record
CGUCUACCUCCCGGUCCAGCCUGAUCCUCCCGCGCGAGUCGGGGCCGCGUGAGUCCAACGACGUCUAGCGGCCGGGGCCUGCGCGCCUAUGUGCGUGUGCACGUAAGUGCGUGUGUGCGGAACUGCUUGGCUGCGUGCCUACGGGCUUGCGCACGAGCCUUCUGCGUACCCCCGUGGGCGCGUAAGGACGUACGUGGGUUCGAGCCGGCGUACGCCACGCAAAGACAGGACGCCGGCGUCUGUGCGAGCCUAUCAGGUGAAGAAGCCCAGAGAAGUGGAAUAGCGUUUCCUCCUCAGGCCACAAAGCAGUUCCGUGUUUCCGCAGGCCCGGUGAGGCCCGGGAGCUGGAGGGCCAUGCAGUUCGGCUGCCUCUCCUUCCGGCAGCCUUACGCAGGUUUCGUGCUGAAUGGCGUGAAGACGGUGGAGACACGUUGGCGUCCAGUGCUGAGCGGCCACCGGAACCGGACCAUCGCCAUCCACAUCGCUCACCGUGACUGGGACGGCACCACGUGGAGGGAGCUGCUGCUGCAGAGGCUCGGCAUGACCCCCGCGCAGAUUCAGGCCCUGCUUCGGGAAGGGGAAAAGUACGGCCGCGGCGUGAUAGCUGGGCUCGUCGAUGUUGGGGAUACCUUGCCGUGCCCGGCGGACUUAGCUCCUGAGGAGCUGCUGGAACUGGAAACUCAAGCUGUACUGACCGGCCUGGAGCAGAAGUACCUCACCGCACUCUCAAACCCUAGGUGGUUGCUGGAGCCCAUCCCCGGGAAAGGUGGAAAGGAUGUCUUCCAGGUAGACAUCCCAGAGCGCCUGAUCCCCUCGGGGCAGGAGGCCUGAGGCCUUUGCAAGGGUACGGAGCCAGCAGUGGGAUGCGGACCAUCACCACCCUUGGCGCUGCAGACACGGGAAGCGGUCAGGUCUGGCAGUGCCACCGUGCGCUGUUCAUGGAAACAGGUGUGUCCACACACGCAUGGGGGACAGGUCGGCAGACUUGCCUUGUGAGGUGCUUGCCUGGGAUCCUCGCCAGUCUCAAGGGCUUCGACCCUCAGGAGGAAGGGAGAACCGCCCUGACGGCUUUUGCGCUGCCGCUCAUUUGGGCCCUGCUGAUUUCUUCGGCGUACAAAGAAUUACGUCUCAAGACACCCAGUUGGUGUGUCCCCCAUCUUUGUUCUGGUCAAAGUCUGGGAAUGUUGGAACAGCAUCCGGGGGAUGUUGUGGGAAGGCUGGGAGCGGGCACUCAAGGAAGGCCCGGGAGUGGCCAGCCACAGACGCCCCCUGUUGACAAAGACGAGGACGUCAGACUGAGAAACGGCACCUGUCUUUCCUCGCAAGGGACUCUUGCUGUGUUGACAACACGUCCCAUCCCAUGGCCCCUGAUGUAUGCAUGUUAGACUCAUCGCGUGGCUACUUUGUAUGCAAAGAAAGGAUCCUCAAUACAGCACUGAUGGAAAAGUGA